Messenger RNA from Bufo bufo (common toad), 663 nucleotides. RefSeq lists its product as uncharacterized. The transcript has 3 exons. Gene Ontology annotation, biological process: regulation of transcription by RNA polymerase II. Gene Ontology annotation, cellular component: transcription regulator complex; nucleus. The record is from RefSeq and is a predicted model, not a curated record. Bases 1 to 663 code for a protein of 220 amino acids. NCBI's taxonomy places the organism in Eukaryota, Metazoa, Chordata, Amphibia, Anura, Bufonidae.
AUGCCACUGUACGAUGUGGAACGUUUGAUUACUUUGAUUGAAGAGCGUCCCAAUCUAUGGGAUACACGACUGGAGUCAUACCAUGACCGAGUGCAGAAGGAUAGGUCCUGGGAGGAGAUUGCCAAGGAACUUGAUGGGGCAGAAUUUGCGAAAGCAGAUGCCAAGAAGCGUCACAUCAUCAGUGAUCAGCAAAAUAAAAACCGCUGGUACUCUUGCCGUGACCAGUUCAAGCGGGAAUUGAACCUGCGGCAUAAAAGUGGCGAUGGGUCCUUGGCCAAAAAGCCUUACCUAUAUACAGAAAAUUUGCAAUUUCUAAGGCCUAUAAUGGAAACUAGACCGACCGUUGAUAACCUCAGCAAUGCUCCGGAGGAUGACCAAGCACCAUCUGGGCCAGCUUCCCAAGAAACUCCAUCGGCCCCUCCAUCCACGGAUGAAACUCCGCCAUUAGAAACAGUCAUGGAGGAUGUCCCGGAAAAUCGCACAGUGCCACAGCAGAUAAGCACCCAGCCUCGUUCCUCGGGUAGACGUAGGGGUCCCCCUCCCCACGAUUCUGGUUUAGAUACUCGAGCCAUUGUUGAAGCAAGGGUUAUGGACUAUUUAAACCAGAAUCGUGGUGAGAGUGCGGACGAAACGAUGGUUAUAAAAGUUGGUGCCCUUACUUAA